Messenger RNA from Pseudonaja textilis, 5799 nucleotides. RefSeq names its product prostate transmembrane protein, androgen induced 1 (gene PMEPA1). Gene Ontology annotation, cellular component: Golgi membrane; early endosome membrane. Gene Ontology annotation, molecular function: R-SMAD binding. Gene Ontology annotation, biological process: negative regulation of transforming growth factor beta receptor signaling pathway. Lineage: Eukaryota; Metazoa; Chordata; Lepidosauria; Squamata; Elapidae. The record is from RefSeq and is a predicted model, not a curated record.
UUCCCCCCUCCCUCCUUCCUCCGCAAAGGUUUCUCUCUCUCUCUCUCUCUCUCACUCACUUACUCACUCACUCUCUUUUAAAGUCAGUUAUAUUUGCCUCGGCUUCCUCAGCCGUCUCUCAGCCGUUCUCCCCCACCCCUCCUCCUCCUGCCAGCGCUCCCGUCUUUAUGUCGGGCUUCCCGGAGACCUUUUGAGGUCUCGCCGCUCCUUUUGUUUCUCCGGCUGAUUUUUUUAAAUGUAUAACUUGAUGGGUCUCAACAAUACCGGCGGACCUAACCAGCCUAAUGUCUCCUGUACUUGUAACUGCAAACGGUCUUUGUUUCAGAGUAUGGAGAUCACGGAAUUAGAGUUUGUACAGAUAAUCAUAAUUGUGGUGGUAAUGAUGGUCAUGGUGGUUGUCAUCACGUGUCUGCUGAAUCACUACAAACUUUCUGCAAGGUCCUUCAUCAAUCGGCCCAGCCAAGGACGGAGAAGAGAAGAAAACCUAUCAUCGGAUGGCAGCUUAUGGCCUUCGGAAAGCACAGUGUCAGGAAAUGGUGUAACAGAGCAGCAAGUCUAUACACCAAGGCCUACCGACAGACUAGCAGUCCCAUCCUUUUUGCAGAGAGACCGCUUCAACAGAUUCCAGCCAACCUACCCAUAUAUGCAGCACGAAAUUGACCUGCCCCCUACCAUCUCCCUGUCGGAUGGAGAAGAGCCACCUCCUUAUCAAGGGCCCUGCACCCUGCAGCUCCGAGACCCCGAGCAGCAAAUGGAACUCAACAGGGAGUCGGUCCGAGCUCCUCCCAACAGAACCAUCUUUGACAGUGACCUGAUAGAUAGUUCAGUCUAUGGAGGGCCCUGCCCUCCGAGCAGCAACUCGGGCAUCAGUGCGACCUGCUACGGAAGCAACAGCCGAAUGGAAGGGCCUCCUCCCACGUACAAUGAGGUCAUUGGCCAUUUCCCGGGAUCCACGUUUUACCAGCACCAGCAGAACAACAAUGGGGUACCUUCGUUCACUUCGCCUUCGCCCAUCAGCAAUCUCGAGAGCACAACGAUGUGGAACAAAGAGAAGGACAAACAGAAAGGGCACCCUUUUUAAGAAAAGAAAGGAAAAGAAAAGAAAGGAAAGGAAACACUCUGCACUUCUUGAUAAAUAGGAGGGGGGUAGGAUAUGGAGAUGGGGAGGAGGAUGAAACCAAACUCCCUUCUCCAACUCUGUGUAGUAUAAAUAUUUACAUGUUAUGUUUGGUCUGAAUGCACAAGCCAACAAAACUUGCAAAAACAUUUCUUUGUUGAGCUCUGUUAGGAAGAUUUUGAUUUUUUUUUUUCCUUUCUAAAUAAAUCUACAGCAGUCCUUUCCCGCUCCCUCCUCCUCGCCCAUUUCCCCUUCCCCAGUUUUGUAUCUAGUUGAAUUGCGUGUGUGGAUGCUACGACUUUCGUUUUAUUUCACUUAACUUUAAAGGUUGAAAAAAAAAAUAUUUGCACAAAAACAUUUGUUUAAAAAUCUGCAAUAUAUAUAUAAAUAUAUAUAUUAAAAAAAAUAAGAGGAACUGUAUGUGUGUGGGGGUGGGAAGCAGGAGUAUUUUUAUAUUAGAAGAGGCCUAUUGAGGAAAAAAAACAACGAUUUGUUGUGUUUUUUUUUUUUUCCUGAACUUAGAAUAUAAAAACAUGGCAACUUUUGAGAGCCAAUUCAAGAAAGCAUGUAUGACGUUGUAAAAAAGUGAGAAAGAAAAACAAUAGGAAAAAAAAGAAAAAAAAACAAAAGCAGGGGUUUAGAAUUAUUUAUAUAAAUGUUGAAAUUUUGCACUAUUUUUUAAUAUAAAUGUGUCAGUGCUUGUGUUUGGUUAGAAAUCUCUUAUCCUGUCUACCAUAAAACUGUUGAGGAAAGGACGUUGAGGUCUGAACAGAGUCACGGCGGGGGAGGGGGGAGAAGGACUGCAUCUUGUGCAAAAUUUUCUUUUUUUUAAUACUUCAGAGUCACAUGACCCUCUCUUAGACCUCUUGGUAGUUCCUUGGCACCUAUCAACAAGUACAGACGGAUGCCUAUAAAAGAGACCAGAACCUACCAUGUACAUGUAUUUCAUUAACUGUGAAGGGGCUGAGCAUGUAUAAAAAUUGCCCCUUUAAAGAAAUGAGCAAGUUAAUUGUGUCCAUGCCCCACAGAUUCCCCCUCUGUGCUUGAGGGUGUGCUUCAUAAGGGGAAGAGGCCAUUUCUACACCUGUGAGUAUAUGUUUCUCCAUCGAUCUGAUGCCUAUGUAUUUUCUUUGUACUGGGUUUUUUUUUUUUUUUUUUUGCACUCGGGUGUUCAUUCCCAGGCUUGUCAAGCAGCAUAAUGCUUACAUAAUCCUACAUUCCCUGUGAAAUCAUUAUGUUUUUUAAAAAGGGAACAUUUAACAUGUGAAAUUGAUUUAUGGCUAUUAGGGCAUGAAAAAAAAUAAUAAUUCAAAAAUGAAGAGCUUAAUUGUGCAAAACCUUAGUGUCGCGUGUGAUCCCAGUUGGGCUGGAGUGCUGUUCAUCCUGAACUUGUGUGCAGUUAGUUAGAACAAUGCCUAAGCAAGACCGUUUCCCCUUGACAUCCCUGUAGCUUUUUCUCCUUCUAUAAAAGUAGAAUUUGUCUCAGAGUUGAAGCUAAUCUCUUGCUUAGAUAAACUACUUUUCUGCUCCAGAGCUUUGAAGCACCCAGGUGUUUUUAUAUUUUGCAAAAUCAAGCCCUCCAAAAGGCAAAUUGGAAUAGCUGCUCUAUUUUUAUUGUCUUGUUAAUUUCCAGGAAAGCCAUAAAAACAUACACGGUCAUUAAAUUAUUUUCUUUUUUAAUGACCAGGUGAUGGCUUCUGAUUGUCAUCAUUUUUUUUUAAUAACAAAAUAAUUUGGUGCUCUCUCUGGUUAAGAUAAUAAAAGGAGUGAAGGAACAUCAAGAUUCAGAAGCCCUGCCUUUGAGAUUAAUAGCGCUCCCAGCAACGUGUUCCAGGCACCCUGCUUUUCGCAAGAUUUUAAAUAAGUUUUACAAGUGAAGGUUGCUCACAUGGCAAAGCCAUGGUCCCUGUGCUGCUUUAUUUUUUUAUUUUUGUUUAAGUAGGAAGAGGGACCAGUGACAAGCAUAUGCUUGUCCUAUUGGGUCCAAAAAUGGAGUUAACUCUAAAAUACUUUUUAUUUAUCCCAUGGUUAAAGGAAGAUGGGCAUGGUCCUUCUUUACAUCUGCUAAUCUGAGUCUGUAGGUUUCUCUGAAAGCCAAAUGGAGUUUGCACCCUGCUAAGUGGAGGAAAGAAACCAUUCACCCCUAAUUUCAGGUUCCAGCUAAAAAGCAGGGUUAAAAAAAAGAAUAGGGAAAAUAUAUUAACCAACCCCUCCCCCCCAGUAAAUCAGCUUUCCACUUCGCUGUUCACAGUAGUGCCGGGCACUGGGACCAAGCAGUUGGGUGAAGGAAAUUGCAGGCACCCCUCUGCUUUGUGGUCCGAGGUUCCAUCUAUCUUUGUGUAUCACUCCAUCUUGAAAGAAAAGGAGGGGGCCCUGAAGACUACCCUUUCUGAAUUACCCUCAUCUCUUGACUGCUGCCUUUGAUUGUUAACUGUGUUUUAUUUAUUUCAGCUGGGGAUUAGGGGAAACAGGUGGAUGGAAAUAUUUCAGCUACUAUGAUGUAUUCAAGGCAAAAGAGUCAUGUUCAGGUUUUAGAAGCAAAUCCAGAACCUCUUAGCAAUGUUGGUUCUGUGUUUGCCAUCUGCGAUCAGGAUCCUUCUGGAUCAAGGGUGCACCAUCUAACCUUCAAUCAAACAAAUCAGUGCAUGUCAUCUGCUUCUUUAAAGAGUUCUUCCCCCCCCCCCCCACUUUCUCUCUAUCAUUUUGUCUUUUGUUUACACUUUUUUUAUUUUAAGGUAUAAAGGUCUGCUUGGUUGUUUUUAAUCCACAUGGUUAAUUCAUGUAUGAUUUGAGUAACAGAGAGUGAAAGGCAUAAAUGAUAAAGAGGAAGAGGAAGAAAUUGUUUAAACAUUUCCAGAGCAUCCAUCUCUGGAUCUCUCUGUGCUCAACGUUUAAGUUUUAGCUAGGAAGGUAGUUGUUUUUUUCCAAAACAAGCCAUCCUGGGCAAACAAUACAGCUUUGAGCAGAGUAGAGAUUGGAAACUUGAUAUCACCAUAUUUGCACAGUCUGAGGAGACCAGGCCCAUCAAUGUUUCGAGUUCAGAAUUGCUAUCUCAACUUUUGCUGAUCAUUGAAGGAUAUCAAUAUUCCUGUUUCUAAUUACAUCAUCAGCCUUUGAUCAAGACUAUGGGGGAAAAAAAGGCAGUUGGGUUCACUGGACAUCUUUAGCUGCUGAUAAAGAAACAGCUAUCAGGGCCAGUUGGCUACACAGUUCCAGACCUAAUUAGCAGAGGGAGCUGUAUGUAUACAAGGAGGUGUAAUUUGGUUUUUGCCAGAUGCUAACUAGGAAGGUAACAUAAAUGAAAGAUAUAAAGGCAAUAACUCUUCUUUUUAUGCGAUUUUUGUACUACUUGAAGAAGAAGAAAGUCUUGAGCGCAACCUGAUGAGUUUUAAAGUUUUAAAUAAUUUGGGAUUUUAUAUAUAUAUAUAUAUAUAUAUAUAUAUAUAUAUGGAUCGUAAUGAAAAUAUAAAAAUGAACAUUUUUUUAAAAUGGCACCUUUUGUGGGGGGCCUAGGAAUAGAAAACCUCAACCUCCCUCUAUAGCUCCUUAAUAAUAGCUUUACAACAACUCCAAUUUGCAGUUUUUUAAAAAAGAUAAAAAUAAGGAAUAACUCUAUCUUCUUGUGAAAGUCAAAGAAUUUCUAGACUUUUUAAAAAUGUAUCUUUCCUUUAUGUAACAUGUCUAUUUAGUGCCUUAUUAAAAGAAACCAUAAGCCUCCCUUUUUUUCUUUUGCAAAAAAAUAGAUAAAAGAGGGGCAGAUUCUAUCAUUGGUAGUGAUAAGAAUUUCCAUAGUAUGGGCACUUUUAGAUCCAUCUUGGGAUUUCAAGUUUUCUUUUUUUUAAAGUCUGUACACUUGACUCCUUUACAUCCAGUCUAAUGUAUUUAUUUACAUGAAGCACUCUUUCCUCAUCUUUUGCCAUGUGCUUGUUAGGUAGCUUAAAUACCUGUUAUGCACAUAUCCUACCCUAGUAAAAUUGGGUAGUAAAAUUGUGGUAGAGAAUAUAAUCGAGAAUAUCAACCAAAAAAACCCUGAAAUAUAUCUACUGCCCUCUUGAGCCAAAAUAAGUAAACAGUAAUUUUUAUGGAUCUUUUUUUACUUCUCUCCUCUUGUUUUUUUUUCUCUUCUUUGAUCUGUGGUUUUUACUAUACACUUGUAUACAUAAAUACGAUGCCUAAAUUCUCUACCAUAAUUAAAAAAAAACCAUCAGCAUGGCUGCAAGAUACUAAGUCACGGGAGUGCCUUGUACAAAAUGAACCAAAAUUUGGGACUGGUGUUGUGUUGGCAUCAUUGAGUGCAUCAUUGGGUACGAUCACGGCCGUGCAAUGGCAUGGGGGCUCAUGACAGAUUGCCCAGAGCCUUUCUAAGUUUGCCAGCAGUAACCAACCAUAAUAGGAUGGAAGGAAACUUUCUUCACUUGCCUGGUGAGGUUGGCCAAAUGAAACACUACAAUGGAGGAGAAAAAAAUUGUUCAUAGGAAUAGUAAAAAGUUGGAAGGAGUGGUUUGCACAAGUGUUUCUGAUAUUCUAAAACUCAGCUGCCAAACUUUGUUCCUGUCUCUUCUCUACAUUUAUUGGGGGGAAAAAGAAGUGACCUUUCUGUCAUUGGCAUGAAGUGGUAUGGGGGUGGAAAUACUUAGUUCCACUUCUCUGUGUCAGUUUCUAUUAGCCAGACAAGAGCAGGA